Daktulosphaira vitifoliae (grape phylloxera) is the source of this 4814-nucleotide messenger RNA. RefSeq lists its product as uncharacterized. Gene Ontology annotation, molecular function: protein binding. The coding region runs from base 269 to 1327 and encodes 352 amino acids. The record is from RefSeq and is a predicted model, not a curated record. Lineage: Eukaryota; Metazoa; Arthropoda; Insecta; Hemiptera; Phylloxeridae. The transcript is spliced from 7 exons.
UCGCCUUUGCAUUACAGUGUGACACCACGCGCUGGUUGUUGAACGGCCGUUGUUCAGGUUUCGAGUGAAUUUCGAUAAAUGUGACUUUUAAUUUUCAAUAAUAACCAUAUCAAUAGUAAUAACAAAAUAAAAUUCGUCAUGUUUUCGCAAUAGUAUUAAAGCAGAAAGAAAAAUGAUGACCAUAAUUUUAUUAAACGAUAUCGAAAAAGUGGAUCUUUGUAAUUAAGUCAGUGCCUAAUUGACUAAACGUCAAUAUGUGUAGCUUAUUAUGAUACUGUGGGAGAUCUUUAUUAUACUUCAUGGAUUUCAUUUUGGCUGGUGCUCGUCUGCUGGCCAAGCUCCCGACGAUAUUACCGUUAUAUUUUUAAGUCCAAAUACUGUUCAAGUAUCUUGGAAAAUAUCUCUCAGAGGUAUCGAAAAAUAUGAUGUCAUGUAUAAACCUACCAACGCCAGUUACAGGGUAGUAGCAGAAAUAGCAGUAAACUCCGAUUCCGUGACACUUGGCAACUUGAUGCCCAAUACUCAGUAUCAAGUUAUUGUCACAGCCUUUAAAGCAGGUCGACGUUAUCGAAGUAGACCGGUUAUAUUCAAAACACUGGAAAAAGGAGUGUCUUGGCCAGACUCUCAACAAUCUUCGAUGAAUUCAAGUGACGUUAGUAUUUCUUCUCCAGACAUUGUUGGUGGUUCUGCUCAUACCAUAACUCCGGAAGAUGCUACAUCCGCUCCUUAUAUUCAAGUACGAGGUAUUGAAAUUACUAUAGUGGUGUUAGUUUUAAUGGUAUGGGUAGGUGCAAUUAUUAUGUUCUUCAACCGGUGGGGUAAAAUCAGAAUGCUCAUACCAUACCAACCCGAUUAUAAGGAUACACAACUUAAAGUUCCAGGAACGGGAGCUUGCAAUACAACUACCUCGUGCCAAAAUCAAACGGGUACCGGUUUUUGCUGUUCUCAGAGACACUUGAUGCGCUGCGUUCUAACUGACCAAUUGGAUUGGCGCGUGCAAAAGUUGUUGCGCUCUCGAUCUCGGAUCAACUCAGCCAUUUACAUCAGUCCAAUCUACCAGGACGCUCAUAUCAGGAACGGCAUAUCGGUAAGGCCAAUCCGGAAAGCUCGAAGUGCUGACUAUUUACCGCAGUACGAUUACAGUGGUUGGGCCAAUGGCCCACAACUAUCGCUGCCCCUGUCUAGAGUCGGCAACAACUUUACUGUUGGUGUCAACACAAUCAACGGGAGCGGUCAACAAAAGCACAUUAAACGGUUCCAAUUACCAACUGUCUCUAUAUCAAUAGCCUCCGACUCGGAUAAAGCACUCAACGAACUACUAAUUUAGAUGCCAAUUUCGACAUUAUUACUCACAGUUUUCCUAAAAUACUUGUCAAUUUCAAAUACAAACACACCUCGGUGAAAAUCUGUACAACUAUACACUUCAAGAAAAGCUUUUUAAAAUGGUUUAGCUCAAUUUUAAUCAUUUAUUUAGUAUGGUCGGGUUAUAAUGUAAACUACUAUACAAUACAAAUUAAAAUAAUUAUGCCCACAGUUUUAUUUCUUUAGGAUUAUUAUAUUCUUGACCUCCAAUAUAUUAUUAACAAAAAAUAAUUUACUUUUUAAAAUAGAAUUCAACAUCUCGGAAAGAGUUACUUGAAUUAAAAUUUUUAUCAUUUUGUAUUUAUUUCUCUAUAUGUAUAUAUUUUUUAAAUCGUUGAAUAACUCAAAAUGUAAAUACUUACUUGUGUAUAGUAUAUUUAUUAAUUUUUAAUUCAAUAAUAUUAUAAUUACUAAUGCAAAUAUCAAUUUAAAAUGAUCUCGAAGGAUUAUCAAAGAGUUUGUAUGAAAAAAAAGUUGUAGGAUAAUAUGAAUUCUUCUAUUUAACAAUAAAAAUAUAUAUAGAUCUAACCACAAAACGCUUACUAUCAGGGGGUAGGUACUUCUUACCCUAUACGCCGGGCGGUAAGUUUUAGAGGCGACUUUGAAUAUGAAGUAGUAUACAUUAAGUCCAGGACCUUAUUUUUUUUAAUAGCGAUGCUUAUAAAGUAGAACAAUAUUUUUUUGAUGAGCAAAAUAAAAUGAUCAUUGAGAAUAAAGAACUGAAUACAAUUGCGGUCAUACUUGCAACAGACUAUAAGUCACGAGACCAAAAAUUUAUGUCACUAAAAUUUGUCUAAAUAGACUGUACUCAUUCUUUUGUUUUUCGCUAUAAAAAUAACAUAUUAAAAAAUUGUGUAUUAAAUAAAAAUGACAACUAACAAGUGUUCUUAUAGUUGUUAAGAUAUUAAAGUAAUCAGAAAAUAUUUUUAGAAAAUUGAUAUAGUAUAAAAUUUUAUUGAAUGUCCUAUAUAGAAUUUUAAAAUCUCAUGUAAAUGUUUUUUCAUCAUUUAUAAACUUUAAAUAUUAAAAAAUGCUGUAUGAGAGAAGGAUUAUUGGAUUAACGAAAGUAGAAGAAAUGUUGAUUUUUUUAUGUUUAUAUUGCCCGAAAUCAAAUCAAGAAACGUGUGCUUUCAUAACUUAUGAUCACUAAAGUUACGCGAUAAUAUAUUUUUUAUAAAAUACAUUAUUUCUAAGUAUAAGUGUUUAUUGACCAAUUAUUAUAAAAAAAAUAAAACAAAAUCCAGCCUUUUUUUUUUUUUUAAGUCAAAUCAACAUUCCGAGUCAAAUCAAACUCAACCCUGUAAUAAAGAGAAUUGUUAUCCUUAAAAAAAACCAUUUCUGUUUGUUAAAAAUUUAAUUUCAUUAAAUUACAAUUUUUUUUUUGAAAAUGUUUAGGCUAGUAUUUCAUUUUUUUUUUAAAUCCGUUAAUUUAUUAGUCAAUUUAAGAUUUUCAUGAGAUUAUGGUCGAUUUAAUAGAGCACUUAUUAGAUUAUAUAUUUUAUCAAAUUAUUAAUUAAUCAGAAAAGUCAACCAUUAUUGCAUUGAACAAUAGUUAUACAAGAUAUUUAAUUAGUAAUCAAAUUACAAUAAAAAAUAAAUAAGAUGAGUUCUUAAAUUUUUAUUAUAUUUAUCUGAUAUAAUAUGUUUAAACCGAUUAAAUUAAUAUUUUGUGAGUAAAAUUAUAUAAAAAAAAUGUAUUAUUCAAUUGUGUGUAAUAAAUUAGAAAUAAUCACAAAAAAGCUCAAAAUAAAUAAACAAUGUAUUAAACUUUUUUUAUAACAUUUUAAUUUAACUUUAUUAUUAUUAUUAAGUUUAUUAUUAUUUUACUUUUUUGUGGAAUCGCCUAUGCACGAAAAAAUGACCCAAAUAGAAUAAUUGAUAUCAUAAAUUGUAUUGAUUUAAUGUAAUAUGAUUAAAGAAGUAGAAAAACAUAUAAAUUUAAAAGUAUGGCAUUCAUAUUAUGCAAGUAUGAAAGCAAAAACAUUAAGAUGUAAUGGGUUUUUUCAUUUUUAAAUUUCACUAUUGAAAAGUUGAUUUUUAGUUUAAUCAUUAUUCUUGUGCAUAGGGAAUGUUAUGAAAGUUGACUAAUGAUAUUUACAUAAGUUUAAAUCAUUUACCUCUCAAUGCUCGUGCCAAAACUAAAUGCAAUGCAUAAAUCAUUACAUAUGUAUAAAUAAAAAAUAUAUACACUGAGAGUCAGCAUUUUCUGACAUGUGAAAUAACUUUUGAUCUACAUCAAUUUUUUCAAACGAUUGUAUCAAUUACAUUAUAUUUAAUUUUAUGAUUGAUUAGCAUCAUUAUUACAAAUUGUUUACUUAACUUAUAAUCAAUUUUUAUUCAAUUUUUUCAAAUUCAAUAUGUAACAUACGCAAAAAUUCGUAUAAAAAUUAAUUAUAAGUAGCGUAAAGUUAAUAAAGCAAUUCAUGAAAAAUAAUUACAUUUAUAAAUUUGUAUAAAUUAAAAAUAUUUGUUUAUAGAAGUAUUUAAUGAAAUGAUAAUUAUUGAUUAUAGAAAACAUAAACAGUCAAACAAUAAAAACUUUUAACACAUGGAAAUUCUCAUCCAUUUUCAUGGAUAAUUACGUACUUUAUAGUAUAUAACUACAAAUAUAAUUAAAAGUAAAUAAAUUUGUGAGCACUACGAUUGAAAUUAUUUCAUUUAAUGCACAUAAUUAAACUAAUUCAUAUUAAACAAAAACUACUAUAGACAUAUAAUUUAAAAACAUAUUUUGGUUACUCUAUUAAAAAAAUUAUUACUUCAAAUAUAAGAACCAUUUAUCAAUAAUAAUGACGUAUUUUCAAAAAAAUUUAAAUACUUCUAUUGAAGGGGGUGCUAAACCCUUUUUGUUUUACUAUACCUCUUGAAAUGAAUAAUGAUUUCUAAAUUUUAGUAGAUCUAAGGGCAGAGACAUCAAAAUAAUUUGAAAAUAUAUUCUCCAUAAAAAUAAUGUAUGCCUAAUAACUGAUAUAUUAAUUGAUUUACUUUUUUAGUCUAGUCAUUGGUUUCUGGUGAAGUGGGUGACUAGGAGACCCACCUAAAAUACUGAUCAACCUAACACCGAAAAAACAAAUCGUAUAAAUUAAUAUGAAUAUGUUUUUAUUUUACUGCGUUUUAUAAGAAAAUUUAAAAAAUAAUAGGGAAAUGUGUGCAUUUUAUUAAAUUUCCUAAUAUAAAGAAAGUCUUUUUGAUUAGUUUUGAUUUAAUUCUAAUAAACUUGUCUAAUUAACAGUCAUUAUAUUAAAAAAAUAUUAUCUAAAUAAAAAUAUAUGGGUACUUCACAAUUUAAUUUUUUUAAUCAAAAUUUAACUUUACAUUUUUUAUAUAAUUAAAAUUUUACUGUCAUACUUCUAGAUCAAUGCCAAAAAAAUGUUUAAUGGUAAGAUUUUUACCAUAAGGCUAAUUAAUCAUAAACAAAAAUUAUUAAUUAUUAUUAUAUCUAUUAUUAUUUUUUA